AUGCACGAAGCAAACGUAAGUGGCAAUACGCACAGAAAUACGUCGCCGUCCUCCGUGGCGCCACCAGUGGCGGAAGCAACACCAGCAGCAGCUAGCCAGGCCAGAGGUGCGUUUGUGAGCAGAGGCCACGACGCUGCACGUCAGGACUACUGCGCUGCUGCGAUAGACCACGUUAACAUUGCUCCGAUCGCCAGCGCGGCCGCACCUCCCUUUUCGUGGUCGCCAAAGCCCUGCGCCACGAACCACGGCAUGUUCGCUGAUGCAGCUGCGCGAGACGCCAAAGCAGCGCUCUCGACGGGGACAACCACUCAAGAUAGCACUGGGGAGGUGAGCACCACACUGGACACGCACCGGCACUCGCGCCACAUGGCGUCCCCGUCGCAGCACCCGGGCGACUCGUCGCUGGUGUUCGUCAUGAGCGAGGACAGCGAGCUGAAGGUGCUGGCGAGCGGUGUCAGCCCUCCGACUGCGCUGCCCUCAGCAGCAUGCACCUCCUCGUCAAGUGCCAUCCAUCCCCCCCUCCCGCACCCUUCACAGAGCACCGUAAACCGCAACCAGGCGGCACGCAGCCAUGUUCCUCUGGGUGUCGAUACCGGUGACGGUGGAGUUUACGCGGUGAAUCGGCGUGGCAGCCAGCACAACAGGCACGGGAUCACUGGCGCGACAUUGACAGGAUACAACCCUGUGACAGGCACGGGGCAUCUCAUGCCCCACACCCCAGGUGUACGUCGUGAGACCAACAUCGACGCCAUCCUAUCGAGUUGCCUGCAGGAGGCAGCCAUUCGGAAACCGUCGGUGCAGCUGUCACAGCAGCUGGGUGGCAAUGCUCGAAGUGCAGCAGCGACAACGGCAGGUGCACUGAGCAGCACCGGUGCCGCCGCUCCCUCAGCCUACCACACAACUCCCCAUGAGCCGCGAGCGCCCCCCGCGUUACAGAUCUUCCCUGGCCUUGGUCCUGGCUCUCACAAGGUGCGUGAACCAACAGCGACUACCACUGCCCCCGCAGCAGCAGUAGCCCCCAUUGCUCCCCUUCAUACUGGCUUCGGCACACGAUGGCCACAGCGGCACAUACCCUCCGCCUCCCUGUACUCGGCAGGUAGUGGCGAAGGUGCAGGCGCGGCAGCGUGUGUGUACGGCACGACCCGGACCUCCUCUUCCGCAGCAGCGCUUCACGCCAACGUUGGCGGCGACAAGCUGGCGCAGCAGCAACAGCCUCCGUAUGCUGGUGCUAGCAACUCAGCAGACGCACGCUCGCAGCACAGUGGGACGCCUCCGCCGCCGGCGUCGCAACCGCUGGAUAAGAACUUUACGGAGGCGCAGCGUCUGGCUGCCCUGGAGGAGGUGCAGCAGGAGCUGUACUUGAACUACACAGCGGUGCCAGUUCCGGACAACAUGAUCAACUCAGGUGACACCGACGAGCGCCGCCGUCGGCUGGACCAGCGCCGCAAGCAGAUUAUCUAUGGCAAGGAGACGGAGGGCUACCUCAAAUACACCUCCCUGAUAUCCCGCCCGUGUGACCGGGAGUACCACAACCCGCUGCACGCCAUCACGCCGCGUCCCGAGUAUGACUGCAGCAAGCGCCAGUUCGACCGCGUCCUGAACGCGUGGCGGCGGCAACUGCAUCAGUGGGACGACUAUGACAUGGACAACAUCGAUGAGCGCUUCCUCCCCCUUGGCAAGGCCUCGCUGCUGGACUUGGGGCUCUGCCACCCUCCGUCAAGUUGCACACCAACGAACGCCACCGCAGGGCCGCCUGCCGGCGUGAUGCACUCCAUUGCCAACGUCGCGGCCAUGGCGAACGGUGUCCUCGGCGACGACGACGCCAUGCAGUGUCACUCGCGCAGCCCCAUCUUCACUGAGAACAGUCCCACCUCAGGGCUGUACUCGUCUGUCAGCCUUAGCAUGCACAUCAGCUCGGGCCGCGCCGCCUCCAUGGCAGCUGCGUGCACCCCAUCCCGCCCGCAGCUAUCCGAGGGGGCCGAGGGCCCGAAGGUGGACGAGUCAUUCUUCCUCCACAUGAACUCCGGCAACAGCCGUAUCGCCUCGCCGUUUCACCACACCUACUCUGGGACUGGCCACGGCGGCGGAAACGGGCGGAGCAGCGCCAACUCGCACUACCAGCAGCUCAUGAUGCGCAACAGCACAGCGUACGCACAGAACAGCGCAAACGGCGGCACCCCAGGUAGCAGCUAUGGAAACUAUACAGGUCUUACUCCAGUGCAUCGCCCGGCCAGCCGCGGCGGCAUGCCGCACCACAUUACUGCCAUCUUCGGUAGCCAGUAUGAGCUGAUGACGCCGUCUGGUCUCGCCUCGCCUGCCGGCAUAGCGCACAACCCUCGCACCGGCAGCAGCCCGUACCCGGUCGGCGAACCGUGGAUGUCGAGCCGGCGCAGCCCGACAUAUGCCGUGGGAACCGCCCACGGUGUUGGUGGUCACCACCCUUCGACAGUCACACUGAACGGGAUGGCAGGUACGAACAGCAGUGAGACGGCGACGAUGGUAAGCGGAAGGCCGGGAGAGUCGCCACCGAACGCGACAGCGCUGGCACUGAUCCAGAGCACGUCGCUCGGUAACAGCAGCAGCUUCGCGCCGUCGUCGUAUAACUACCUCGCCCACUCGCCUGCUCAGCCUCAAGCUGCUCCACCGCAGGCCACCAUUGCCUAUCCCACGCCCCUCACGCACCAGCAAAGCCGCCCAGGCCUGAGCGGGUAUACCAACGUUACCCCUGCUACUGCCGGCAUUCACCACCCACAGCGCCAGUCGAACAGCCCAAGUGGCACUCGAUUCGAGCCUCCACAGCAGCAACGCCAACAGUUAGCCAUCGGCACUAGCACCCCCGGGGGUGGAGAGUGA
Leishmania braziliensis MHOM/BR/75/M2904 is the source of this 2853-nucleotide messenger RNA. RefSeq lists its product as hypothetical. The coding region runs from base 1 to 2853 and encodes 950 amino acids. Lineage: Eukaryota; Euglenozoa; Kinetoplastea; Trypanosomatida; Trypanosomatidae. The record is from RefSeq and is a predicted model, not a curated record. The transcript has a single exon. Gene Ontology annotation, cellular component: histone pre-mRNA 3'end processing complex; cytoplasm. Gene Ontology annotation, biological process: mRNA 3'-end processing by stem-loop binding and cleavage; mRNA transport. Gene Ontology annotation, molecular function: mRNA binding; histone pre-mRNA stem-loop binding.